Racocetra persica is the source of this 611-nucleotide messenger RNA. Lineage: Eukaryota; Fungi; Glomeromycota; Glomeromycetes; Diversisporales; Gigasporaceae. The record is from the annotation of a GenBank genome assembly.
AGCAAAAAGUAAUUAAAACAGUCCAACAACAUGACAAAACAGUUAAUAUCAAAGUUAUAUAUGCUGUUUGUGAUAUGUUAGAUGAUUCAAAUAAAAAAUACAAUGCUCGAUUAAAAGUUCCAAGUGGCUCGACAUCGAAUUUAAUAUCUUACCUCUCAAGCAAACAUGGUAUUAUACAAGAUGGUCCUGGAUUACCACCUGACAAAGACAAAGUAGUAAACAAAUUUAAUAGAUUACGAAACAGUGACCUAGCAUUUAACGAUGAUAUUGGAUUUAUCGACGCUCAAGAAGAGGAAGAAGAGGAUACCCCUGAAGAAUCAAAUGACAAGCUUGGCUAUUAUCUUUUCUUACCUAACCUCGACUAUAGAGAAAACCCAUUACCUUGGUGGAAUUUUCAAAAAAGUUCUUUAUUUAUUUUUAGUGAACUUGCCAGGCAAUAUCUUACAGUACCCGCAACUUCGACUCCAAGUGAAAGGCUUUUUAGCGAUGCAAAUAACAUGAUGACUAUUAAAAGAACUAUGCUGAAACCUAAGUUAUUCGAACAUAUGUUGUUUUUAAAGCAUAAUAAUGAUGAACUUGAUGAUAUCUAUGUUAAGACAAAUAUCUUAGAC